AAUGAAAGUGCAGUUUCUUCCUGAAUAUGUUUGUAGGUCCUAAAAUUCCUCAUCAUGUAGGCCAUAUGUGAUGAGCUGGACUUGUGAUACAGGUCUGGACACUUCUGUAAUUCAUGAGUGAUCAACCAGACUAAGGGAAUGGGAAUCAUGGUUGUUUAGCAGAGAGUGUUGGAGGACAUUUAAAAGACAGAUUUCACUGAGGUAAAUGCACUGACCAACUCUUACAUGCAGCAAUGGAAGACCAAUGUGGUGGAAGCAGAACUAAACCCUUGUAGACACAAAGUGGCCCUGAACAAAAAAGGAAUAAAGAGUGAAAAUAGUGGCAUAAAUCUGAGAUGUACUAUAAACAAUGUGAGAAAACAGCUCAUUAAGUGAAGACACACAAGUUCAAAGAAUCAUGGAGUAUCUCAAAUUGGAAGGGAACUAUGAGGAUCAUUGAGUUCAGCUCUCUGAUCCUUGCAGGACUACCUACAAAUAAACCAUAUGACUAAGAGCAUUGUCCAGACACUCACUGAACUCUGACACACUGGGUGCUGUGACCACUUCCCUGGGGAGCCUGUUUCAGGGUGUGACAGACCAUCCUCUGGAUGAAGAACCUUUUUACAGUGUCCAAUCUGAGCUUCCCUUGAUGCAGCUUCAUUCCAUUUCCUUGUGGCCCAUCACAGCUCACCAGAGAGAGGACAGAAAUACCUCCCCCUCCACUGCACCCAUUGAGGAAGUUGUAGGCUGAGAUGAGGUCACCCUUCACCCUCCCAUUCUUGUCCUUGAGGCCUCUCACUCUCCUCUGUCCUCUUUGUCACUCUCCUCUGUGCACACUCUUAUAGUGUGAUGUCCUUCUUACACUGAGGUGCCCAAAGCUGCACACAGGACUCGAGGUGAGGCCACAUCAGCGCAGAGUAGAGUGGAAAAUAGCAUAGUUUGGGUUUCAAGGGACACUAAAGAUGCCCCCUGCCACUGGCAGGGUCAAUCACCUCCCUCAGGCAGCUGGUGAUGCUGAACCUGAUGCACCCCAGUAUGUGGUUGGUGCUUUUGGCUACCAGGACACACUGUUGACUCAGAUUCAACCUGCCAUCAGCCCAAACCUGCAGAUCUCUUUAUGCAGGACUGUUUUAAACUUCUCAUCCCCAAUCUGUACUUGCAAUGAGGAUCACUCCAUCUUGCACUUGCUCUUGUUAAAUUUCUUAUAUUUGGUGAUUGCUGAGCUCUCUUGCCUAUGCAGGUAUCUUUCUAAGAACCUUGAGGGAGUUCACAGCCCCUCCUAGCUCAGCAUAGCUAGCAUAUACCCACUUUGGCAUGUCCACUUCAGCUUUUUCAUCAUCAUCUUAGAGGGAUUACUGAUAAUCAUUAUUUUGUGGGCACAAAGCUUAACAGGAAACCAAUGUGUGAUACAUGCCCUGUGACUUGGGGUCCAGGCACACCUCCCACCUCUCUUAAUCAUAUGUCAGAUUUUCUUUUGACUACCUGGCACCAGAAAGCACUUCUACCUCUCCUGAUGUCCAUGUUACCACCCCACCUCACCUCCUGAGCGACACACGGACAGAUAGCAACUCAUCAAGGGGAAUGUAGAUUUACAUGGCACAUUUAUUUUCACAAGAGGAAGCAGACUGAGGCAAAGAACACUGCACUGCCUAAGCUUUUGACAGCAGUACAGGAGCCUAGUCUUAACAGAGAUCACAGUUAUGCCCCAUGUGUUCUAAAGAAUUAUGUGGUACAGACUUUGGGAUCCUCCUCCUGCCUUCCCCCCCUUCUCCCCAUGCUUUUAGUAAUCACACAGUGCUUUGCAGAGGUCAGAAUGGUUUCUUAACUGUUUGUCCAUUCUAUUAUUUCAAUACAGAACAAUAGCUUUUAUAAGUGAAAUGCAUUUAUAACUGAAAUAUAUUUGCUAUUGUGUAUUAUAAGUGUCCCACAGACCAUGAACACUCCUCUAGUUGGAUUUCACAGUGCCUCCAUCAUCUGUCAGGCCAUUAAUUUACUUAGGGAAGAUCUGAGAGAUACAAGGCAAGUCCAUACAGAAAUAUAUUUGGAACUGUUUUUUAUGUUAUUUAGAAUUUUAUGACUCGCUGUUGACCCCUGAGAAUAAAAUACAUUGCGAUAAAACCUAACUAAUAGAAAGAUCUUUUAUAAGUAUUCCAGCUUCUCAAAGAAAAUGUUCCUGGUUUUGACUUUUAUCUCUAUUGGUUUUGUCACAUGAACCCUACUUUAUUUCCCCAUUUUUUUUAGAAGAAUAAAAGGCUAAAUCCUGUCCUCCCUUCUGUCUAGAAUGGCUGCAUUUCGAACAUUCAGAAAGUACUAACAGAAAGAAAGUUCUGGUCUAUUACUACAACCAUAGUAACAAACUGACUAAUUACUGAUGUACUGACUAAUAACUGCUAAUUAUGUGUGACAUCAGUAGGGUUUUCACAUUUUUUUUUUUAAACUGACAUCCCAGUAUCUAGUUGCAAAUGAGGGAUUACUUCCCAGCCUUUUCUCCAGCCCAAUGGUCCUGAUAUACUGCUGGAAAACACUGCUAUUCAGAAUAAAAUACUAAUAUUUGUUCUCUCUUCAAUCAAACCCAAACCCAUUGAAACAAAAACCUGACCUUAUACCAUUAAUUUAUUUUUAUGGUGUCAAAAGUCAAACUUCUGAAGGACAGCAAUGGGUGGGUCACAACUCAGACUGUAUAAAUUCCCAAGGGCUCAGCCAGUAUACCCACAUACAGCUGGAAAGCUGUUUUGCCUUUGGUGCUGAAGCUUGAAGGCAAUACUGCUGCACAAUGGGCUCCAUCGGUCCAGUGAGCACGGAAGUUUGCAGUGACAUAUUCAGGGAGCUGAGAAGCCAGAAUGUCCAGGAGAAUGUCUGCUACUCCCCUCUGCUCAUCAUUUCAACCCUCUCCAUGGUCUACAUAGGUGCAAAAGAUAACACCAAGGCUCAGAUAGAAAAGGCUAUCCACCUUGAUAAAAUCCCAGGAUUUGGAGAGAGCACUGAAUCUCAGUGCGGCACAUCUGUGAGCAUCCACACUUCACUUAAGGACAUCUUCACCCAAAUCACCAAACCAAGUGACAAUUAUUCCAUCAGCAUUGCCAGCAGACUUUAUGCUGAAGAGAAAUACCCAAUUCUGCAGGAAUACAUACAAUGUGUGAAGGAACUGUACAAGGGAGGUUUGGAAUCUAUCAGCUUUCAAACAGCUGCAGAAAAAUCCAGAAAGCUCAUAAAUUCCUGGGUUGAAAGUCAGACAAAUGGGUCCAUCAAAAAUAUCCUUCAACCAAGCUCCGUGAGUUCACAAACUGAUAUGAUCCUGGUCAGUGCCAUCUACUUCAAAGGACUGUGGGAGAAAGCAUUUAAGGAAGAAGAUACCCAGACAGUUCCUUUCAGAAUUUCUGAGCAAGAAAGCAAACCUGUGAAGAUGAUGUCUCAGACUGGUACAUUUAAAGUGGCAGAGAUCCCUUCUGAGAAAUGUAGGAUCCUGGAGCUUCCAUAUGCCAGUGGUCGGCUGAGCCUGUGGGUGCUGUUGCCUGAUGACAUCUCUGGCCUGGAGCAGCUUGAGACCGCAAUCACCCCCGAAAAUCUCAAGGAAUGGACCAGCUCUAGUAAGAUGGAGGAGAGGAAAAUUAAAGUCUAUCUUCCCCGCAUGAAGAUCGAGGAGAAAUAUAACCUCACAUCUGUCUUAAAAUCCUUGGGUAUCACCGACCUGUUCAGCUCAUCAGCCAAUCUCUCUGGCAUCUCUUCAGCAGAGAGCCUGAAGGUGUCUGGAGCAUUCCAUGAGGCAUUUGUGGAGAUUUAUGAAGCAGGCAGUAAGGUGGUACGCUCAUCAGGAGCUGGGAUAGAUGACACAAGUGUCUCUGAAGAGAUUAGGGCUGACCACCCUUUCCUCUUCUUGAUCAAGCACAACCCAAGUGACAGCAUCUUGUUCUUUGGCAGAUGCUUUUCCCCUUAAAGAGAGGAAAGCUGAAAGAGUUUCUGUCCCUCAUAGCAAGAAGCAAAGUGCUGCAGUAUCAAGGGUAAAAAGAAACACAAACUUUCUCUUUUAUCCAUAUUUUCUAAAACCAGAAGGCUUUAUUUAAAAAAAUAAAAAAAUAAAAAAAAGAAAAGAAAAGGAGGUUAAGGCAGACAAAUUUUGCCAGGAAAGCAGAGACCUUUUGCCCUUCCUUUCUGCUGAGUAUUAUUAUUAACUCAUAGAUGAAGAAUUAAGGGAAUGAAAAUCUGACCCAAAGAAAGCAUGAGCAUUAACAGAGAUGUUCCUGGUUCAAUUUAACAAUAAUAGUGCUGAAUCAUCACACUGAAAAAACACAUCACUCGUUUUGGGAAAAAAAUGCUGUCUUGUAAGUGAGCCAGGUUUCUUUACAGACAAAUUUUGUGGUGACUCCUGUGGAAUAAGUCACUCAAAAUUUCCUAGACUAAGCUCUAAACUACUUCCAACCAUACCUACUCUGACAAUGCAAUAGAUUUUUAUUCCUACCCCUGAUACUGCAAGACUCUUCCUCACUUUCUAAAGAUGCAUUAUAGGAAUCUUAUAAUUCGUAUUUCUUCUCAAGCCUUUUUGGAUCAAUCAUCAUGACCAAGCAUGGCAGGUUGCUAUUCAAAUUUUCUCUAUGUAACCUAUCCCUGUAUAUAAUGGGUCUUGUGGAUGUAUACUUUUGCUCCUUUAAUCAUAAUAAAAACUUACUUAAGCAAAUGCUUUUCAUUUG
Cyanistes caeruleus (blue tit) is the source of this 4664-nucleotide messenger RNA. RefSeq names its product ovalbumin-like. The record is from RefSeq and is a predicted model, not a curated record. Gene Ontology annotation, biological process: negative regulation of endopeptidase activity. Gene Ontology annotation, molecular function: serine-type endopeptidase inhibitor activity. NCBI's taxonomy places the organism in Eukaryota, Metazoa, Chordata, Aves, Passeriformes, Paridae.